This is a messenger RNA of Ananas comosus (pineapple), 1777 nucleotides long. RefSeq names its product metal tolerance protein 1-like. The record is from RefSeq and is a predicted model, not a curated record. NCBI's taxonomy places the organism in Eukaryota, Viridiplantae, Streptophyta, Magnoliopsida, Poales, Bromeliaceae. Gene Ontology annotation, molecular function: zinc ion transmembrane transporter activity. Gene Ontology annotation, cellular component: vacuole; plasma membrane. The transcript has 2 exons. The coding region runs from base 279 to 1517 and encodes 412 amino acids. Gene Ontology annotation, biological process: zinc ion transmembrane transport.
AGAUGAAUCACGAAUAUCCCCACAACUCCCUUCCGACUCCGAUUGAGGAUAAAAUGGUGGAAUUAAUAAGAAUUGAGAAUGUGAAAUAAUUAAAGCGGGCGAAUAAGCGGUGGACGCGGAAUAAGAGGCUUAUCCUUAUUCCCCCCCCCCCACCCCUCUCUCUUCCCGUGAUCGUGCCUCGUCCCUGAUACGGCGAUACCCCUCCCCACCAUUAAUCCCCUUCCUCGGCCUCCUCGCCGUUCGUUCCACUCUCUCUCUCUCUCUCUCUCUCUCUCGAGAUGGAGUCAGAAAAUUCUCAGCCAUCUCGUUCUCAAAUCAUUGAUAUAAAUGUAGAUGUGCCAGAGGGAGCCUCUGGCCUAAACACUUCCAAGAUCUGCGCUGGCUCUACUUGUGGCCUCUCUGAUUCUGCUACUAGAUCCAAAGACGCCAAAGAGAGAAAUGCUUCCAUGCAGAAGCUACUGAUCGCUGUUGUCCUAUGCAUCAUAUUCAUGGCCGUAGAAGUAGUUGGGGGAAUCAAAGCAAACAGUCUUGCGAUUAUAACCGAUGCAGCCCAUCUCCUUUCAGAUGUCGCAGCUUUUGCCAUCUCCUUGUUUUCUCUCUGGGUUUCAGGAUGGGAAGCGACUCCCCGCCAAUCUUAUGGCUACUAUCGAAUAGAAAUACUUGGGGCGAUGGCUUCUAUUCUCAUCAUAUGGGCUUUAACCGGUGUGCUAGUUAAAGAAGCAAUAGGGCGACUAAUCCAUCCAACUGGUGAGGUGCAAGGAGUUUUGAUGUUUGCUGUUGCUGCCUUCGGUCUGGUGGUUAACAUCGUCAUGGCUAUCUUGCUGGGCCACGACCACGGACACGGACACGGACACGGACACGGACACGGACACGAUCACGGCCACGGCCAUGGACAUGCAGACCAUGAUCACGACCACCACGAGGAUGAUGAUCACAGCGAUGAUGACCAUGCACAUGGUCACACCCAUGACAUUCGCAUCACCACACAUCCCCAUCAUUCAGAGGAUGAUAAGCACAAAGAUGAAAGCAGACAUCCACUGCUAAAUAAGCCGAAAAAGAAGAAGAGGAACAUCAAUGUGCACAGUGCCUACAUUCACGUGCUAGGGGACUCCAUCCAGAGCGUAGGGGUAAUGAUUGGGGGAGCGAUUAUAUGGUACAAACCUGAAUUGAAGGUGAUUGAUCUCAUAUGCACACUCAUCUUCUCCGUUCUUGUCCUAGUGACGACCUUUAAGAUGAUGAGAGACGUACUGGAAAUUCUGAUGGAAAGCACGCCACGAGAAAUCGACACGACCCGACUUGAGAAGGGCCUGUGCGAGUUGGACGGGGUCGUGGCCAUUCACGAGCUGCACAUAUGGGCCAUUACUAUAGGAAAAGUUCUCCUUGCUUGCCAUGUUACUAUCGCUCCGGACGCUGAUGCCGAUCUCGUGCUCGAUAAGGUGAUAGGAUAUAUCAGAGAGGAGUAUAACAUCAGCCAUGUUACUAUACAGAUAGAACGCCAACAGAUUCAACAUGCAUGAGCAUUUUUCAGACCCAUAAUCCCCUGAUGCGGUUUCUUGUUUCACGGUUUCUCCGGUUAACUUUUCUUAAUUCUUUUGACUGAAAUGGUAGUUCAUGGCUGGUAGGGUUUGUUCAUUCCGUAAUGACUGAUUGUGGCUUUCUAUGGCUUUCUAAUUCGCUCGGAACUCUACAUUGCAUCUUCUUGUUGGUCGGGAUCUGAGUGUCAUAGGCUGGGCUUAACGUUUGCAAUUUUUCCCGAGCCGCUGAUUGAAGAAUUUUG